CAAUCACGCACCCUUGUCCGUGGCCACCAUUUUCCUACUACUUCCCAGCUUUAAAGAACCACACUUUAACGAUCCAUAUUCAGACAACCAACACCACUUUUGUUUUUCAUAGCAGAGACAUGGGUGGGCAUGAAGAAGAGGGAGGAGGCGAGGAGUACUUGUUCAAGAUCGUGCUGAUCGGCGACUCGGCCGUGGGAAAAUCGAACCUUUUGUCGCGUUUCGCAAGGAACGAGUUCGACAACAACUCAAAGGCAACAAUCGGAGUAGAGUUCCAGACCCAAUGUGUGGAGAUUGAUGGCAAGGAAAUUAAAGCACAGAUCUGGGACACUGCUGGUCAAGAAAGGUUCAGAGCUGUUACUUCUGCUUACUAUAGAGGCGCUGUUGGUGCUCUUAUUGUUUAUGAUAUCAGUAGGCGUAGCAGCUUCGACAGCAUUAAACGCUGGCUUGAUGAACUUACCACUCAUUGUGAUACUACUGUGACAAGAAUGCUGGUAGGGAACAAAUGUGAUUUGGAGAACAUUAGAGAAGUAAGCGUGGAGGAAGGCAAGAGCCUCGCAGAAGAAGAAGGCUUGUUCUUCAUGGAGACAUCCGCCCUCGAGUCUACCAACGUUCAGACUGCUUUCGAGAUCGUCAUCGGGGAAAUCUACACUAAUGUAAGCCGGAAAGCCCUCAACUCCGACGCGUACAAAGGCGAGUUGUCCGCGAAUCGAGUCACACUCAAGGACGGUGCGAACCCAUCCAAGGAGGGUAUCUCGUGCUGUGCAAGAUGAUCUCAGUCUUGGAGCUUCUCAAUAUAAUUUUUUUUUCCUGGGGGGUCUUGUUAUAGUCAUAAAAUAAUGACUGCAUUUGUCAUCUGAUAUUUAUAUGUGCUGGAUGGAAAGUUUAUAUUUUUAUAAAAAAAA
Messenger RNA from Hibiscus syriacus, 902 nucleotides. RefSeq names its product ras-related protein RABA5c-like. The transcript is spliced from 2 exons. The record is from RefSeq and is a predicted model, not a curated record. Gene Ontology annotation, molecular function: GTP binding; GTPase activity. Gene Ontology annotation, cellular component: endosome. Bases 120 to 770 code for a protein of 216 amino acids. NCBI's taxonomy places the organism in Eukaryota, Viridiplantae, Streptophyta, Magnoliopsida, Malvales, Malvaceae.